CCGCCCGCGGCAAGCCGCGAAAGGGACCGCGAAAGGAGCAGCGAGCCGCCGCCCUGGGACCGGGACUGGAGUUCGUGAAAGAGGGAGAGACUUGAUUCCAGCAACAUGGAGAAUGAUGUCAGCUUUAAGUUCCAUCAGCAGCUUUUCUUUAUUAGUGAAAAUCUGGUGACUGAAGAUGUAGCAGCUUUAAAAUUUCUCUGUACUGACUUGCUCCACCUCAGGCAGCUAGAAGGUGUGAAGUCAGCAGCAGACAUCUUCAAACUUCUUAUGGCUCAAGACUAUCUGAAUGCAGAAGACACUUUCCUACUAGCUGAACUCUUAUACAGAAUUAAAUGUCACUUCUUGCUCGAGAAACUUGGUUACACCAAGGAGAAAGUACAAGAACAUCUGCGUGAGAAGGGAAGAGUAUCUCCAUACAGGCAGAUGCUGUAUGAAUUGUCAGAGAACAUCACCAAUGAGAUGUUGGAUGAAAUCACAUUCCUCCUGCAUCUUCCAAAGCGAUGGAUGAUUCUUUCUGCUUUGGAUUUGCUGACUUUAUUGGAAAAGCAGGGCCUUUUAACUAAAGACAAUGUACAGAUACUGGAGAAUGUCUGUAUGAAAGUUUCACCUGAUCUCCUGAAGACAAUAGACUGCUACAAAAAGGCAAAAGAUGACAAGGCAGCUAAUUUUACACAAGGCUUCUCUGAACUAAACCUGGAGCUGCAUGGAGAAUUCAACAGUGUAGAAAAUGGAUCCAAGACCAUGGCAAGCUACAAAAUGGAUGGGCCACAUAGAGGAUUUUGUCUCAUUAUUAAUAAUGUUAACUUCAUUAGCUCUCAGAGAAAAGGUUCUUGCAAAGAUGCUGAGCAGCUGGAGAGAGUAUUCACAUGGCUUGGUCUGGAUGUGAGGACUUACACAGAUCUAACAUCUGGGGAUAUUAAAAAUCUCAUGGAAACUUGGCAGCAUGUGCAAGAUCAUGAAGACAGGAACUGCUUUAUAUGUUGUAUUCUAUCUCAUGGAAAGUCAGGAGCAAUCUACGGGACAGAUGAGAAACUUGUGUCAAUCCGCAUGCUUACGUCCCACUUCACUGCCAAACAAUGUCCCCAGCUGGCUGCAAAACCCAAACUCUUCUUUAUCCAAGCAUGCCAGGGUGACAAUAUACAGCGUCCUGUCUAUGUUGAUACUGAUGGACCAACUCCUGACUCGUCUUCCGUGCAAGAGAGAGUUUCUCUUUAUGAAAGUAUUCCUGAAGAUGCUGAUUUCCUCCUAGGCAUGGCCACAGUUGACGGAUGUGCGGCUUUCCGACACAUUGAAGAGGGUGCUUGGUAUAUUCAGGCCCUCUGCAGCAAGCUACAGUUGUUGGUACCAAGAGGUGAAGAUAUCUUGACGAUUCUAACACAAGUUAAUGAAGAUGUGGCCAAACGUGAUAGCCCUUCAGGGAUGAAGAAGCAAAUGCCCCAACCAGCAUACACCUUAAGAAGAAAAUUUAUAUUCCCAAUACCUAUGGCCCCUCCUCCUUCAGAGCAAUAUCGAGGCUUUUAAAACACAUCAUUUUAUCAUCUCAUUUAAAUGCAGUUCAUCAUACUACCUGUUUUAAGACAGUUAUCCAAAACCCUGAGGAUGUUUGCUUUGAUGCAAGGCCUCAUAAAUCUUUUGUCAAACCGUGAAACUGGAGGAGACACAAUUAAAACAAUCCAUGUGCCAGCUAUUUACAUCAUCUAUAUAUUCAGAGUUAUCAGUGUUGGAAGAACUACACUUCUGUCAUGUUAAACAUUUUUGCACCUGCACAGGUUGCAGAUACAAAAGGUUUUUCCUGGCAGCAUAGGGAUUGCAUGUAAGCUUCCAUAUUUAAACCAGGAUUAUUAAUGGUCUGGUUUAGACUCAUCAUGUUUUAUUUUGCAGGCUAGCAAUUUUAAAUACUUUUUCUAAAUCCACUAUGUUCGUAGAGAGAAAAAAGUGAGAAUGAAGAGACAAAACCUUAAGUAGUAAGGAAAAGGACCAAUCUCUAAUGAAAAUUACAUUUAACUUAAAAAAGAACCAAUUGCCAACUGAAAUCAGCAAUUUGUUCCACAGUGCACACUGAUACCCUCAAAUGGCUGACAUAAGCUUCAUGUACAAUGAAGUUUUUCAAAACUGAGUAAAGCCAAAAUGCUGCUUAUUAUUCUCUCUGUGAAACCUUGUGAACUGUUAUUUCCCCAUCACUUCUGAGAAGACUUAGGGUUGAAGAUUUGGGUGCUAUGAAAUAGAGCAGUCAGAUUAAUUUCGUUAAGCAUUACAUUUUUUAAUUAUCAUUUGUUGGUUUAGGAUCAAAAAUGCAGCCAAUUUGAGAAGGUUUCUAUCAACUAAGCUGCUGGCAGAAUUUUGUGAGUUAAAUGAAAUAGUGCCGUGUUGUUUUGUUACGAGGACUUGUUAUGUAUGCCUGUGUCUUUCCUGUUUGUUACUGCAUUAAAGUCAUACUUUUUAAGA
This is a messenger RNA of Cyanistes caeruleus (blue tit), 2445 nucleotides long. RefSeq names its product caspase 10 (gene CASP10). Lineage: Eukaryota; Metazoa; Chordata; Aves; Passeriformes; Paridae. Gene Ontology annotation, biological process: regulation of apoptotic process; proteolysis. Gene Ontology annotation, molecular function: protein binding; cysteine-type endopeptidase activity. The record is from RefSeq and is a predicted model, not a curated record.